This is a messenger RNA of Malania oleifera, 3675 nucleotides long. Its product is annotated as OVARIAN TUMOR DOMAIN-containing deubiquitinating enzyme 9. The record is from RefSeq and is a predicted model, not a curated record. Bases 280 to 1398 code for a protein of 372 amino acids. The transcript is spliced from 11 exons. Gene Ontology annotation, biological process: protein deubiquitination. Lineage: Eukaryota; Viridiplantae; Streptophyta; Magnoliopsida; Santalales; Ximeniaceae. Gene Ontology annotation, molecular function: cysteine-type deubiquitinase activity.
CCGACCUUCAAAAAAAGACGCUUAAACGCACGGCAAGUCACAGAUUCUCUCACAGGCCAUCACGCCUAAACUUGCUCGACCUUUAUUUACUGCCGCUGGCCAAUCCAAUCCACGAGGAAACCUACGAUCUUUAAAUUCUCCACAUCUCUCUCUCUCUCUCUCUCUCUCUAUACAUAUAUAUAGAAUCAUCUUUUUCUCUGUCCCGCUCUCUGAAGAUUCCUUGUUUGGUUUUCAAUUCGUGCAAGGAGGGUGUAGUUGGAAUAGUAUGAACUUGGACUAAUGAUUGUGGGUGCUGCAAGACCUUUGUUGGAAAUGAUUAACUACGAGCUAGACCCUGAUAUAGUUCGGUGGGGUCUCCAUCUUCUAGACGUUUGCUCUCUUUCUCAUAACGGUUCUUGUAGUGGAAUUACUCAAUAUGCUGCAGAUCCUUGUCCAGUUGAGUAUAUUAGAGAAGGUUAUUGCAGAGAUUGCGAAGCAGAGAAUAUAAAUGUGGAGAAUGAUGAGGUUAUUGCACAUGCACUUCAAGAAGAAUUUUCACACCUUGCAUCUGUAGAAGCAUCAGGAUCUUCGCAUGUGGAGAAUGAGCAAAUGCAAGCAUCUGUUCUUGCACAGGAUUGGAUUUCUCCCUCUAGAAGACACAGUAGCACUGUGGCAGGGCCUCAAAAUGGUGAGGAAGAGGUAGAUGGAAUGGGAAUUUCGUGCUCAUGUUCUGGCCUGGGAGAAAAAUUAGUCAACAAUGAUGACUGUACAUGUUGUCUAGAGAUAGAGGAUGAGUCUACUCUUGAUGGUGAAGUAGGCAAGAGGUUGAACCAGAUGAAUCCUGUUCCUCAUGUUCCCAAAAUCAAUGGAGAGAUUCCAUCAGUUGAUGAAGAAACAUCGGAUCACCAAAGGCUGCUGGACAGAUUGAAGCUGUAUGAUCUGGUUGAGUUUAAGGUUCAAGGAGAUGGGAACUGUCAGUUUCGUGCUUUAUCAGAUCAAAUAUACCGUACACCUGAGCACCACAAAUUUGUCAGACAAGAAGUUUUUAGUCAGCUAAAGGCUCACCGAGAAAUGUACGAGGGUUAUGUUCCUAUGGCUUAUGGUGACUAUUUGAACAAAAUCAGCAAGAAUGGUGAAUGGGGUGAUCAUGUCACAUUGCAGGCUGCUGCUGAUUCGUAUGGUUUCAAGAUUUUUGUCAUAACGUCGUUUAAGGAUACCUGCUACAUUGAGAUUCUUCCACAAAUUCAGAAGUCAAAUAGAGUUAUUUCCCUGAGCUUUUGGGCGGAGGUGCAUUAUAACUCAAUCUAUCCAGCAGGAGGUAAGCAUUUGUAUGAUGAUGCUUCAAAACUUAGUUGGCAUAUUACAAGGGUAAAAUUAGGCACAUUUAGAGGUGUAAAAUUAGGCAGAAGGGAAAAAUGAGAGUGACAUGAAAUAGGAGUAUAAUCAGUUUGGGAAUCGGACUGAUCCCUAUAUUUUCUGGAGUUGGUUGGACCGUUUUAGAUAAUGUUUCCUUGUCUUUCGUCAGUGGCCUCUUCAAAUGAAUACUUGUUACUUCUUAUAUUGUGAUGCAUUGGUCCUGAUUCCAUCAAAUAUUGCCUAGGAUUUUGAAGUUGUCAUUAAACACAGUUGAAUUAAUUUUCCUAGUACUCUACAAUUACAUUGCGUUCUAAAAGCAGUUCUAUGCAUCAUCCAUCUCAUUAUUUUCGAGGCCCAUUUUGAUUCCCACUUAUGGGGCACUUGAAAGUGGAAAAAAUGCAUCAAAAUAUUUUGUUUCUAUUUUUUUUUCUUCUAGUAAUAUUUUAUGUGUUUGAUUUUCAUGUAUCUAUGAUUCUAUAUUUCCUGUUUGUGAGGGCGGGCCUUGGAUCAACAGUAAGGCUGCUCUUUUGUGACUGGUUUGGUCACAGGUUUUGAGUCCUAGCAAACACCUCUAUGCAUAAAAGCAGGGUAAGGCUGCGUAUACUUUGACGACCCUACCCCUAUCCUCGCACAGUGGGGAGUCCUGUGAGAUCUCUUUCUACUGUGAAUUCCAAGUCUUUUUUAAUAGAGAAAUAAGAAAUCAAAACUUUGAACUGAAAUUUGAUAUGGGGGCAUUUUCAUGUUUUGGUUUUUCAAAUUUUGGACAUAGAUGUGUGUAUUUUUGGGCUCAUGAUCAUUCUAUUUUAAGAAAUGUUUGUCACAUCUGUGUGUUUUGUUGAAUCUAAAAGUGGUAAAUUUUUGUUUGAAAAAGAGUACACACAGAUGAAAGGUUAUCUUUAGUGUGUUCUUUAUCUAUUUAUUUAUUUUUUUACCAUUUAGUUGGACAUUAUGUAUGAAGAAUGUGUCAUCAUGUAAUAAACCAAUAUAAAUCCUACACUUAGUCUGUAGUAUUGAUAAAAAUAUAAAUUUUCUCAUUUGGAGUUCGAACCUUUUUUAAAUAGAUUGUCUGUACCUUAGAAAUCCUAAUGAUUAAUAUAAAUGUGUCUGUAAACAAAAUGAAUAUUUAUGUUGCAGAAAGUCCUCGAAUGUUGAACUGAGAUUGUGGUCCAUAAGUACUAUAUGAUAUUUAUUGAUAAAUAGUAAAAUGAAUUUUUAGUUCAUAUUCAUGAAAUCAUAUAAUGAAAAAUCAUUUGUAAAUGAAAAAUGUAAAAGCAUUGUUUAAAUUCUGCCCCUGAAUUAUUCCAUUCCAUUACACUUGGGGAUUACUGAAUGGUUAAAUCCCUAUUUAAAGAGAUUUAUAUUCAUCAUUUAUUGUUUCAAAAAAAUAUUGCAUCGAAGAACUCUUCAAAUAUAAAACGAAAACGAUAUGGUUUAAUGUGUAGAACAUCAUUUGGGGUGCAAGUAGGAUCCUUACCAAGUAACUUUGUAAAAUUUCAAAGGCUGGUAUAGUUACACAACCUGGAGUGUUUGCACAUUGAUUCCUGUUGAUGGGAACCCUCUCUAUCUCUCUCUCUCUCUCUCUCUCUCUCUCACACACACACACACACACACACAUACAGGGCGUGCGCACCAACCCACCUGCACUUACACAUAAUUCAAACAGAUUGAGGGGUUAAUUUUGAAAAUGAGGAUAAAAAUGUUCCAUGUCUACAUCAAGAGAGAUUGCAGUGGUAGCUUUUUUUUUCCCUUCUCCCUUUUUGGUUACUUGUAAGGUUGUAAUGAUUUUCUUUGUUGUGUUCUUUUGUUGUGCCAUUUUAUGUCAGACCUGCCUUCAUUAGAAAAUAAGAAAAAGAAGAAGUGGUGGAAAUUUUGACGGGAGCAGCAGAUGGAUCUCUCCCAUCUUCUUGUGCUAGCUUCUCUCAACAUUAAUUUGUCUUUUUAUUGUUAAAAAGACUUCAGCUCUUUGUUGGCAUUGUACAGCUUUCGGGUCCUUUGGAGAUGGAUUUUCUGGCGGAUAUCACCAUUCUUUCCCAAUGUGAUGGGCUCUGCUAUUGUAUUUCCGCUCCUGCUCCAGUGUUUCGUCAAUUUGAGACGCCUCUGCCGGCUUCUUUAUGUACAUAUUCACACCAUUUCUCUUUUAAUGACCACUACUUUUCAAUGAUUCGUCUCUUUAGUAGCUGUUUCUAAGUAUUAUUCUGUCGCCUUUGGAGCAUGCCUGUUUUGUGGCAGACUCAGACAUUUGCUUUGUAGUGUCAUUGUUUUGACUAAUUCGAUUGAUGUAAUAAUUCUAGGUCUUAUGUUUUCUCAUUGUUGGCUUGGCUCAAGGAAAAUAUUUUCUCA